Torulaspora globosa is the source of this 621-nucleotide messenger RNA. RefSeq names its product Fmp32p (gene FMP32). NCBI's taxonomy places the organism in Eukaryota, Fungi, Ascomycota, Saccharomycetes, Saccharomycetales, Saccharomycetaceae. Gene Ontology annotation, cellular component: mitochondrion. The transcript has a single exon. The record is from RefSeq and is a predicted model, not a curated record. Bases 1 to 621 code for a protein of 206 amino acids.
AUGAUGCUGAGGACCAUUAAUUUAACGUUCAAAAGGCCACUACAUUGUAGUGGUCGGCUGCUUUCAGACUUUGAGACGGUCCAUAUCCAGAACACCAACAAGUACAAGAAGCUGCUCAUGGAGCAGGGGAACUUCACGGAGGAGCAAUCAAAUGCGAUAGUGAAUUUGAUGUCAGAUGCAAUAAAGGGCGGGAUUGCUCAUGUGUCGCAAGAUUUGGCCAAAAGAGAGAGGUUGACCCAGUUGACGUAUCAGCAGAGGGUCGACUUCGCCAAGCUACGGGACCAGUUGCUGAUCGCAGACCGUAGCGAGUUCCACAACAUUCAGAAUGAGUACGAAAGAGUGCGGAAUGAUCUGGAUAAACUACGGAAUAAACUUAGAGAAGAGAUAACGAAGGCAAAUGCGGGAUUCAAGCUGGACCUGUCGCUGGAGAAGGGUCGAAUAAGAGAAGAAAGCAGCCACCACGACGUCCAGAUCAAGGAGAUCGACACCAGAAUUGACCAAGAGGUGAACAAUAUGAAGAUGCAGAUCGACUCGGUCAAGACUCAAGUCAUGCAAUGGCUUAUCGGUGUGUGCACCGGUACUUUUGCCCUGGUACUAGCUUAUGUGAGAUUAGUCUCGUGA